AUGUACAGAAAUGCGUAUCAACGCGGAAUGCUUACAAUAUUUUUCAGCGUGGGAUCAAAGCCCCUCGCUAUAUGGGAGACACGAAUGCAAGACGGGUACAUAACGCGAUUUCUCGAUCAAGACAUAAAAUCUAUGGUCUUAGAAAUAGGUGGAACCAACGUAAGUACAACUUACAUCACGUGUCCCAAAGGCAACGGGGUGUUGGGCAUAACCAUGCCCUUUCUGGUCAUGAUAGUAAAGAAUCUGAAGAAGUAUUUUUCAUUUGAAGUCACGAUACUGGACGAGACGGGAACGCGCCGCCGCUUUCGCGUAUCGAAUUUUCAAAGCACCACCCAAAUAUUGCCUUUGUGCACAGUCAUGCCGAUCGGUCUUUCUGAUGGAUGGAAUCAAAUACAAUUCAAUUUAGCCGAGUUCACACGGCGCGCUUACAAAAAGCAGUUCGUCGAAGUGCAGAAACUGAAAAUUAACGCCAAUAUACGUUUAAGGAGAGUAUAUUUCACGGAGAGAUUGAUACCCGAAGAUGAAUUACCGGCGGAGUACAAAUUAUUCUUUCCACUCGCCUCGAAGAAGAAACAAGGGAAGGAGAAUAAACCUACUUCGCAGCAGGCGAUAAAACCAAUCACAUCAGCCAAAUUAGAGGCAAAGACUGACGAAGCAAAGAGUUCGAAAACAUCGGUACAUUCGCUAACAAAAGUACCAUCACAGGAAGAUAAGAGUGAAGAUAAACAUAACUUAGAGAAAAAGGUAUCACAAGUGGAAACAGAAGGUCCUGUUGAAAAGGUACCUUCAGGAAAACAAAUCGCCGAUGAAGAUAAGCCUAAAACUGCCGGGGCAGAAUCUACACUUGGAGAGGAACAAGAAGGAGAAAAAGUCGAGGAAUAUGCUGCUGAACCCGAGACUAAGCCAGAGGAAGCUGAGGGCGCACCUCAAGAGAAACCAGGAGAGCCAGUUGCGGCAGAAACUGCUCCUGAAUAA
Leptosia nina is the source of this 975-nucleotide messenger RNA. The record is from the annotation of a GenBank genome assembly. Lineage: Eukaryota; Metazoa; Arthropoda; Insecta; Lepidoptera; Pieridae.